AUGGCGUACGACCGAUUUCUCGAGAAGGACGAAAGCAGGGCGGAAACAAAAGAGGAAGAACUUGGCCGCCUUCGAGGCCUUCUCGCAAGUGUCUACACGCCCUGGCUUGUCACGAUGAACAAAUCAGACCCGCGAAAAGCAUAUGUAUGGAGGCACAUGCGAGAAGAUGAGGUUGACAUCUACCGACUUGAUGAUCACGUCUGGUUGUGGACAUGCCUUGAGGAAAUCGAAGCCUUACGUAUUCGACAAGGGUUGGACCCUCGCAAAGCAGCACUGCUUAUUGACGACGAUGAAGAUGACAACAGUCGACCUCUAGAUGCGCAAAGAGGACUACUACAGCGCUUCACAACCGAGAACGAAGUUUCGCAACAGCGCAUGCUAGCAGUUACCAGAUCACACAGAGAGACACGUUUCUUGUUUCACGCUCGUGACACUGCUCUAUUUUAUGCUCACGAUUGGAACUUUUUUCAAUUGGAUAAGUCUUUUGAUGAGCUCUGGAAGAGGACGAUCAAGUCGCAGUCCCACCACAACGAGAAUGCCGAUCACGAGUGGGAGAAUGUCCUCAGAUUCGGCAUGGCUAUUGUUGCCGGCACGAGGAAUUUUCCGAUCAACAAGAAGAGUGCAAACGACCUCUUGAGAGACUCCUUCAAAGCUCUUGUUCAGGCAAGCUGCCACAAUGGUUUGGUUGCGGGGCAGGUUGAUGCAUUAUCUCGGAAGCCCUCAUUCCCAAACUAUUCCUCUGAUGAGGACAGACAGUAUUAUCACCAAGCUGGGUUCGAAAUUUGUCACAUUCUCCUCUUACAUGCAAGGCGCAUAGAAGCCACAUUAGAACCUCAACUCGAGGUAAACGACCAACUUCGGCAGAUCUUCCUGACACAGCCGAAGCGGCAAGGGAUCGGAGCCGAACAGCCUGCGAAUAAACUUGAAUUGAUAUUGAAACUCCUGGACAGUGAUGGACGCCUGGGUGGACAGCGCAGCUUGACGAUGAGAAAGUCGACGCCAUUCAACAGCAUGAUAGACGCCAGCAGCAUCUCUCUUCUAGAUGAAGAGUGGCUGUAUAAGUAUCCAGACUUCCUCAUGACUAAGAAAAUUGAUCUCCCACAACUCCUCAAGUCUCUUGAAGCCAAGAAAUCAUUCGAGUCUACAGCGGAAACGAUCGGCACGAUCGUUGGCAAAGGACUCGAGCAAAUGUCUCAAACCCGCUCGAACACGUUAGAAUACGGCGAGCUACCUGGAUGGUUCAUCUAUGAAGACAUUUAUGGUCCAAUUACUUUUGUAGCAAGCACGCCGAAGCAAAAGCACUUGAAGAGAAGACAGAAUCUACCACAAUUUUGGCGUGGAGAGUCAACUGCCCUCGGGAAUACAGGCCUAUGGAUGAGGAUCUGUGGUGCCCGGUCAGCAGAAACUGCCAAGAAGCGCUUCGUGUGGCUGCCGCAUACCAAUAUAGAGACAUCACUUCUCUGCUGGUCGGCAAGCAGCGACUCAGACAAGUCUGCGGUAUCCCUCUUCUUCGACCGCCAUUCUAGGUAUGAGAGCCACUUGUGGGAUGAUACGACGCUGGUUUUGAAUAUCUGGCAGACGAAGAUACACAUGAGAUUCUUCGUGCUCGCCGACAAGGCGCGAGCACAACAUAUUGGGCUCCCAGCCCCUAGCAGCGCCCCUUUCCCAGGUACCUCAGAGAAGGAGAUACGACGUGCGUCGAUGGGAUUUCGAUUUGAUGGCGACCUUUUCGACCGUUAUUGGACUUGUCAUUUCAUUCAAUAUUUGCCAAAUCUCAGGCUCAAGAACGAUGACCGCGACGUUGUCAACCCUCAACGUUCUUGGGACUUUGAGUUUUAUACGGAUGGCUCCAACAGGCCACAAGAUAAGCACUGGUGGCAGCGUAAAGUCCUCGAGCUGCAUCUACUGCAUCGCAUGUUGAGUGCUGCUGUCGCCGGCUCGGUGGAUAUUUUGACGCAGAUCAGAAAAGAGCUUGGAAUUGGAGAGAGUGCCCUGUCCUUCUCCAUACUGAACAGCCAGGCGCACUCAAGAUCCAGACACAGCUGGCAGGAGUACGAGCAUAUUCUCCAGGCCGCGGAGGAGGACUUGACGUCUAUCCUAAAAACCCUGCAGAAGUGGGAUACCAGGGAGUAUGAUCGCGGCCCAGAAAAGCCCAGGUGGACGCGGAACGACGAGAAGAAGUACCGAGGGCAUAUCAAUAAGUUCCGAUCGCAGACGGAGAGGCAAGCCUGGGAUCUCGAGAUUCACCGUGACAACAUGCGGAACCUCCGGGAAACUCUUACCACAAUCCGUGAAAAAGCUCGGGAAGAC
Messenger RNA from Cryphonectria parasitica EP155, 2310 nucleotides. RefSeq lists its product as uncharacterized. The annotation marks the transcript as partial. The record is from RefSeq and is a predicted model, not a curated record. The transcript has 2 exons. Lineage: Eukaryota; Fungi; Ascomycota; Sordariomycetes; Diaporthales; Cryphonectriaceae.